GCCUGCAGAAACCUUGAUCCUUUCUUUUUCACAUCUUUUAUUGAUCCGACAUUUCCCCAAAACAAAAAAACUUUUAUUUACCCCUCAGGGUUUUGAAGAUCUAAAUUCUCGAUAAUCUCAAACCCUAGUUUCAUUUAUUCACUCAUCAUCACUUUCCCCAGUUUCUCUUCAGCGAUUUCACCAAGAUUUCUCAGCAGAAUUUGUUGACAAGUUUGGUGAGGUAGCAGAGGUUGUUUGGGAGUUGGUCUGUGGUUUGUUCCUUCUUCUUCUCUUUCCAAUUUAAAAAAAAAAACCCUAAUAAUCUAUCUUCUUUAGUUUUCGUUAGUGCCCUUAUAAUCAUUAGGGCUUUAUAUUGCACAAUCGAUAUAGAUUUCUCUUCUUUCACAGCUCAAACCCUCUUUUCUUUUGUUCCGUUACAAUACAAUGGAAACCCUAACUAAUUUUUCUGUGUCACCCCUUACCAUAUUCUUUCCGAUGUUUGUGAUUAUCUAUCUAAUUGCUUACUAUGGGGUAUUUAGAAAUUGGAACCCUAAGUACAGACCAGAAGCAUCAAGUUGUUUGAUAUCAUUAGCUCAUGGAACACCUGCUUUUUUCUUAGCGAUUAUUGCUAUAGCAAACCAAUCGCAGUCGCAACGAGGUUUUGCGUCUCCCAACACUGAGCUGCAGAAUAUUGUUCUUGAUUAUAGUAUUUCGUAUUUUACGAUGGAUUUGAUUCAUUAUUUGGUUUUUAACCCGAAUGAUGUGCUGUUUAUUGGGCAUCACUUGGCGACGUUGUUUGUGUUUGUAACGUGCCGGUAUUUGGUAUCUCAUGGAGCGUUCGCUAUAUUGAUUCUUCUGGGGCUUGCUGAAGUGACGAGCUUUUGUCAGAAUACUUGGACUCUUGCUGGUGUUAGGAAGAAUGACGUUGCUGCUGCUGGGAAAUUAUAUGAAUUCUUGUCGCCUCCGUUUUAUGCGUUUUACUCAGUUGUUAGAGGUAUUGCAGGGCCUGCUUUUGUUUAUAAAAUGGGAGCUUUUUAUUUGUGUGGUGCUGCUGAUAAUGUGAUCCCUAGGUGGCUUGUGGUUUCAUGGUUGGUUGUCGUUGUGGUUGCGAUUUCAGUGAGUAUCUUGUGGGUUGCAAAUCUCUGGGUAGAUUUGUUUAAACAAAGGUCAGGGAAAAUGGAGAAGAAAGUGAGAUAGAAGAAGUUGGUUUUUCUACUUUGAUUCUGCUAGGUUAGACACAAUUAUCAUAUGGGUUCCAAAAUUUGAUGAAUGAACCUGCAGUAGUUUAGUGGGUUCUUCAAUCUUCACACAUUGUAAUUACUCUUACUGCUGAUUUCAAUUGAUAAUAAAAGUUUCUGGCUUUCUGCCUUUCUUGUGUUA
This is a messenger RNA of Papaver somniferum (opium poppy), 1359 nucleotides long. RefSeq names its product TLC domain-containing protein At5g14285-like. Bases 424 to 1176 code for a protein of 250 amino acids. The record is from RefSeq and is a predicted model, not a curated record. The transcript has a single exon. Lineage: Eukaryota; Viridiplantae; Streptophyta; Magnoliopsida; Ranunculales; Papaveraceae. Gene Ontology annotation, cellular component: membrane.